AUGUCGCGCCCCGAAGAUAUCCUCCCUCCGGACCUGUUCUACAAUGACAAUGAAUCGCGAAAGUAUACGAAAUCCUCGCGAAUUCGCAAUAUUCAAGCGAACAUGACCAGUCGCGCACUGGAACUCCUCGACCUGAAGUCCCCCUCUCUCAUCCUCGAUCUCGGGUGUGGCUCUGGUCUCUCCGGCGAAAUGCUAUCAGAAGUCGAGCCCGACGAAGGCGGCCCGCACACAUGGAUCGGCAUGGAUAUCUCGCCCAGCAUGUUGGAUGUGGCUUUACAACGCGAGGUGGAGGGCGAUCUAUUCCUCGCAGAUAUCGGCCAGGGAGUGCCGUUCCGACCGGGUACAUUCGACGCCGCCAUCAGCAUCAGUGCCAUCCAGUGGCUCUGCAAUGCGGAGACGAGUGAUGUCACCGCCGAAGGCCGUCUGAAGCGCUUUUUCGAGGGUCUAUAUGCCAGUCUGCGUCGGGGUGGACGUGCGGUGUGUCAGUUCUACCCGAAGAACGACGUGCAGCGCAGUAUGAUCAGUGGAGCGGCCAUCAAAGCGGGCUUUGGUGCGGGUAUUCUUGAGGAUGACCCCGGGACCAAGAGCAGCAAGCUGUACCUCGUUUUGACUGUCGGUGGUGGUGGUUUGACUGGUGAUAUUACCGGUGUUGUGAAUGGUAUGGAUGAUGUCAAUGUUCUGGAUGCCCGACGCAAGGCGGCUGAGGUCAAUAAUGCUCGGGGACCGCCUCGGAAGGGAGACAAGGCUUGGAUUCUGCGCAAGAAGGAGCAGAUGGAGAGAAAGGGUAAGGUUGUUAAGGCUUCUUCGAAGUAUACUGGCCGCAAACGACGCAUCGCUUUCUGA
Messenger RNA from Penicillium paradoxum, 843 nucleotides. Its product is annotated as 18S rRNA methyltransferase BUD23. Gene Ontology annotation, cellular component: nucleolus. The coding region runs from base 1 to 843 and encodes 280 amino acids. Gene Ontology annotation, molecular function: rRNA (guanine) methyltransferase activity. Gene Ontology annotation, biological process: rRNA (guanine-N7)-methylation. The record is from RefSeq and is a predicted model, not a curated record. Lineage: Eukaryota; Fungi; Ascomycota; Eurotiomycetes; Eurotiales; Aspergillaceae. The transcript is spliced from 2 exons.